GACACCAUGAGCCUCAGUGAGGAGCAGGUGCAGCACUUCCUGGACCAGAACCCCGACUUCACGGACCAGUACUUCGGGAAGACGCUGAGCCCCGAGCAUGUGGCUGGCGCCUGCGGGGACGGGCAGCCCACGGACUGCGCCAGCUUCCGCGAGCUGUGCCAGGUGGAGGAGAGCGCGGCGCUGUUCGAGCUGGUGCAGGACAUGCAGGAGAGCGUGAACAUGGAGCGCGUGGUGUUCAAGAUCCUGCGGCGCCUCUGCACCAUCCUGCGUGCUGACCGCUGCAGCCUGUUCAUGUACCGGCAGCGCAACGGCGUGGCCGAGCUCGCCACGCGCCUCUUCAGCGUGCAGCCAGGCAGCGCCCUGGAGGACUGCCUGGUGCCCCCCGACUCGGAGAUCGUCUUCCCGCUGGAUAUUGGGGUGGUGGGCCACGUGGCUCAGACCAAGAAGAUGGUGAACGUCCAGGACGUGACAGAGUGCCCCCACUUCAGCCCCUUCGCCGAUGAGCUGACCGGCUACGAGACCAGGAACAUCCUGGCCACACCCAUCAUGAACGGCAAGGACGUGGUGGCUGUCAUCAUGGCCCUGAACAAGCUCGACGGCCCGUGUUUCACAAGCGAGGACGAAGACGUUUUUCUGAAGUACCUGAACUUCGGCACCUUAAACCUGAAGAUCUACCACCUGAGCUACCUUCACAACUGCGAGACGCGCCGAGGCCAGGUGCUGCUGUGGUCGGCCAACAAAGUGUUUGAGGAGCUGACGGACAUCGAGAGGCAGUUCCACAAGGCCUUCUACACGGUGCGGGCCUACCUGAACUGUGACCGCUACUCCGUGGGCCUCCUGGACAUGACCAAGGAGAAGGAAUUCUUUGACGUGUGGCCUGUGCUGAUGGGAGAAGCGCAGCCGUACUCGGGCCCACGCACACCCGACGGCCGUGAAAUCGUCUUCUACAAGGUCAUCGACUACAUCCUCCAUGGCAAGGAGGACAUCAAGGUCAUCCCCUCGCCCCCCGCCGACCACUGGGCCUUGGCCAGCGGCCUUCCGACCUACGUGGCAGAAAGCGGCUUUAUCUGUAACAUCAUGAACACCGCCGCGGACGAGAUGUUCACGUUCCAGGAAGGGCCCCUGGACGACUCGGGCUGGGUCAUCAAGAACGUCCUCUCCAUGCCCAUCGUCAAUAAGAAGGAGGAGAUCGUGGGGGUUGCCACGUUCUACAACAGGAAGGACGGGAAGCCCUUCGAUGAGCAGGAUGAGGUCCUCAUGGAGUCCCUCACUCAGUUCCUGGGCUGGUCGGUACUGAACACCGACACCUACGACAAGAUGAACAAGCUGGAGAACCGCAAGGACAUCGCCCAGGACAUGGUCCUGUACCACGUGAGAUGCGACAAGGACGAAAUCCAGCUGAUCCUGCCAACGAGGGAGCGCCUGGGGAAGGAGCCUGCGGACUGUGAGGAGGAUGAGCUGGGAAUACUCUUGAAGGAGGUGCUGCCGGGGCCAAGCAAGUUCGACAUCUACGAGUUCCACUUCUCGGACCUGGAGUGCACGGAGCUGGAGCUGGUCAAGUGCGGCAUCCAGAUGUACUACGAGCUGGGCGUGGUCCGCAAGUUCCAGAUUCCUCAGGAGGUCCUGGUGCGCUUCCUGUUCUCCGUGAGCAAAGGGUACCGGAGGAUCACCUACCACAACUGGCGCCACGGCUUCAACGUGGCCCAGACCAUGUUCACGCUGCUCACGACGGGCAAGCUGAAGAGCUACUACACGGACCUGGAGGCCUUCGCCAUGGUGACGGCGGGCCUGUGCCACGACAUCGACCACCGCGGCACCAACAACCUGUACCAGAUGAAAUCCCAGAACCCCCUGGCCAAGCUCCACGGCUCCUCCAUCCUGGAGCGGCACCACCUGGAGUUCGGGAAGUUCCUGCUCUCCGAGGAGACCCUGAACAUCUACCAGAACCUGAACCGGCGGCAGCACGAGCACGUGAUCCACCUCAUGGACAUAGCCAUCAUCGCCACCGACCUGGCACUCUACUUCAAGAAGAGGACAAUGUUCCAGAAGAUCGUGGAUGAGUCUAAGAACUACGAGGACAGGAAGAGCUGGGUGGAGUACCUGUCCCUGGAGACGACGCGGAAGGAGAUAGUCAUGGCCAUGAUGAUGACGGCGUGUGACCUGUCUGCCAUCACCAAGCCCUGGGAAGUCCAGAGCAAGGUUGCUCUGUUGGUGGCGGCUGAGUUCUGGGAACAAGGGGACUUGGAAAGAACAGUUCUGGAUCAGCAGCCUAUUCCGAUGAUGGACCGGAACAAGGCAGCCGAGCUCCCCAAACUACAGGUUGGCUUCAUCGACUUCGUGUGCACGUUCGUGUACAAGGAGUUUUCCCGUUUCCACGAAGAGAUCCUGCCCAUGUUCGACCGACUGCAGAACAACAGGAAGGAAUGGAAGGCCUUGGCUGAUGAGUACGAGGCCAAGCUGAAGGCCCUGGAGGAGGAGAAGCAGCAACAAGAGGACAGGACGACAGCCAAGAAAGCGGGCACAGAGAUUUGCAACGGUGGCCCCGCACCCAAGUCUUCCACCUGCUGCAUCCUGUGAGCUGCUCCCGGGUUCGGACGGCGCCCCCGCCUCUAAGGGUUUGCUACAUGUGAGGAAGCCCCAGAAAAUGACUAAAGACAAUUUUGGAUAUCUUGAAACUUUUUUAAGAUCUGUGUUUUUAUAAACUCAACUAUGAAUAAAGUUUAGUGUACCUCA
This is a messenger RNA of Canis lupus familiaris (dog), 2733 nucleotides long. RefSeq names its product phosphodiesterase 6B (gene PDE6B). Lineage: Eukaryota; Metazoa; Chordata; Mammalia; Carnivora; Canidae. Gene Ontology annotation, cellular component: photoreceptor outer segment membrane. The coding region runs from base 7 to 2577 and encodes 856 amino acids. The record is from RefSeq and is marked validated. Gene Ontology annotation, molecular function: 3',5'-cyclic-nucleotide phosphodiesterase activity; protein binding. Gene Ontology annotation, biological process: signal transduction; retina development in camera-type eye. The transcript is spliced from 22 exons.